CCGCGUGCCUCCCCGUCUUAACGGACGCCGGCACGCUCGCGCCGCGUCUCCAUAGCGACGGCCUUCUCUCAGGGAGGACCCGGGCUGCCCCGUGGCGCCUGCCGCGCGUGGCUCUCUGCGAGCGGGAGCCACGGAUUGGUAUCUAAUGUUUGUGUAAGACAGAAGAAAAGGAUGUCAUUCCGUAAAGUAAACAUCAUCAUCUGGGUCCUGGCCAUUGUUCUCUUCUUACUGGUUUUGCACCAUAACUUCCUCAGCUUGAGUAGUUUGCUAAGGAAUGAAGUUUCAGAUUCAGGAAUUCUGGGGCUUCAGCCCAUAGACUUUGUCGCAGAUAUUCAUCAACAUUCAAUAAAUGGUAGACAAGAGGAGAUUCCCGUGGUCAUUGCUGCCUCUGAAGACAGGCUGGGUGGGACAAUUGCAGCCAUAAAUAGCAUUCAUCAUAACACUCGCUCCAAUGUGAUUUUUUACAUUGUUACGCUCAACAGUACAGAAGACCAUCUCAGGUCCUGGCUUAACAGUGUUUCCCUGAAAAGCAUCAGGUACAAAAUUGUAAAUUUUGACACUAAACUUUUGGAAGGGAAAGUAAAGGAGGAUCCUGACCAAGGGGAGUCCAUGAAACCAUUAACCUUUGCAAGGUUCUACUUGCCAAUUCUGGUUCCCAGUGCAAAGAAGGCCAUAUACAUGGAUGAUGAUGUCAUUGUACAAGGCGAUAUUCUUGCCUUGUACAAUACACCACUGAAACCAGGACAUGCUGCUGCAUUUUCAGAAGAUUGUGAUUCAACCUCUACUAAAGUUAUCAUCCGUGGUGCAGGGAACCAGUACAAUUAUAUUGGCUAUCUUGACUAUAAAAAGGAAAAAAUUCGUAAGCUUUCUAUGAAAGCCAGCACCUGCUCCUUUAAUCCUGGAGUUUUUGUUGCAAACUUGACUGAAUGGAAAAGACAGAAUGUAACUAACCAGCUGGAAAAAUGGAUGAAGCUUAAUGUAGAAGAGGGAGUCUACAGCAGAACACUGGCUGGUAGCAUCACCACACCUCCACUGCUUAUUGUAUUUUACCAACAACACUCCACCAUUGACCCAAUGUGGAAUGUCCGCCACCUUGGUUCCAGUGCUGGAAAACGGUAUUCACCCCAAUUUGUAAAGGCUGCCAAAUUACUUCACUGGAAUGGUCACUUCAAGCCUUGGGGAAGAGCUGCUUCAUAUGCUGAUGUUUGGGAAAAAUGGUAUGUUCCAGACCCAACAGGCAAAUUCAGUUUAAUCCGAAGACAUAUGGAUACCUCAAACAUAAAGUGAACUACAAUUAAGCUAAAUGCAGCACUCAGGAAAUCCUGAAAGACACAUGUGGGAAGUUAACAGUGUUAAGGCUUGAGUCUCUAUAGCAACCUACAGAAAAGGGGAUGCUUCAGCUGGGUAGAGAUCACAAAUUGCUUCUGUGGCAUCCAGCUUCCCAGAUGACUAUGUCUCCGUCUGCCUUACCAAAUGUGUGCUUAACUAUAAUAUUGCUGCUGAAGGAUGGACCAUUACUAGUUCCAUUAACUGCUGUAGUUAGGAGGAAUUGCAGCUUGGUUUUUUUAACUUGUGGCCCAGUAAGUGAAAUCUACAUUUUUUAAAAUAAAUCUUUGCUUCCAGACAACUAAUCCUCUUCCCUAUACUGUAAUAGUGUAAACACUGCUUCUCUCCCAGAGUUCAGUUUCCAGCAUAUCCAGGAGAUCCAAUGCAUUCUAGAAUUCCCACCCUAUCUACUCACCCACUCACACACAUUCUUUUGAGAUAGGAUUUCUGUGUAGCUGUCCUGGACUUUGUCUGCAGACCAGGCUGGAAUCCAACUCAGAUUUUAUCUGCCUUUGCCUACCAAGGGCCAGAAUUAAAGGUGUGUACCACCAUGCCUGGCCAUAAAUAAAUCUUAAACACAAAUGCAUGUAAGCACUUUGUAGUUUGUUUUUAAUGUAUAUUAUAUAACAUGAUACAUAUUCACAAGAUUUAUAGUUUGUGUCAUGCCAAUCUGGGACAGUGUACACAAAACAUUUUAGUAUCUGUAGCAGUUAUACAUAAUCUGUUUUAAAGUCAUAGGCAUCACCCUCUUGACUCAUUUCAGCCAAAGUAACUGAUCCGUCAGAUGGUUUAUCUGUAUAGGAGAAAA
Phodopus roborovskii (desert hamster) is the source of this 2134-nucleotide messenger RNA. It is a transcript of the gene Glt8d1, whose product is annotated as glycosyltransferase 8 domain containing 1. The record is from RefSeq and is a predicted model, not a curated record. Gene Ontology annotation, molecular function: glycosyltransferase activity. Gene Ontology annotation, cellular component: Golgi apparatus. The coding region runs from base 172 to 1287 and encodes 371 amino acids. Lineage: Eukaryota; Metazoa; Chordata; Mammalia; Rodentia; Cricetidae. The transcript has 10 exons.